CGCAAACUUCCCGGGCCGGCGGGCAGGGGCGGCGGCGGCGGGGCCCGGAUGGGAGCCCGGGCCGGCGGCGGCGGCGCCCAUGGACACUAACCGCCCGGGCGCGUUCGUGCUGAGCAGUGCCCCGCUGGCCGCGCUGCACAACAUGGCCGAGAUGAAGACGUCGCUGUUCCCCUACGCGCUGCAGGGUCCGGCCGGCUUCAAGGCGCCCGCGCUGGGGGGCCUGGGCGCGCAGCUCCCGCUCGGGACCCCGCACGGCAUCAGCGACAUCCUGGGCCGGCCCGUGGGCGCGGCGGGCGGGGGCCUCCUAGGGGGGCUGCCCCGGCUUAACGGGCUCGCCUCGUCCGCCGGCGUCUACUUCGGACCCGCGGCCGCCGUGGCGCGCGGCUACCCCAAGCCCUUGGCGGAGCUGCCCGGGCGCCCGCCCAUCUUCUGGCCCGGCGUGGUGCAGGGCGCGCCCUGGAGGGACCCGCGUCUGGCCGGCCCGGCCCCAGCCAGCGGCGUCCUGGACAAGGACGGGAAGAAGAAGCACUCGCGCCCGACCUUCUCGGGCCAGCAGAUCUUCGCGCUGGAGAAAACCUUCGAGCAAACCAAGUACCUGGCGGGCCCGGAGCGCGCGCGUCUCGCCUACUCGCUGGGCAUGACCGAGAGCCAGGUGAAGGUCUGGUUCCAGAACCGCCGGACCAAGUGGCGCAAGCGGCACGCGGCGGAGAUGGCGUCGGCCAAGAAGAAGCAGGACUCCGACGCCGAGAAGCUGAAGGUGGGCGGCUCGGACGCGGAGGACGACGACGAAUACAACCGGCCCCUGGACCCCAACUCGGACGACGAGAAGAUCACGCGGCUGCUCAAGAAGCACAAACCCUCGAACUUGGCGCUGGUCAGCCCGUGCGGCGGCGGCGCGGGGGACGCCUUGUGAGGACGCGCGGGGUGGGGGCGAGUCUAUUUUUGCAGAAUCCGGGGGCGGCCCCGGUGGGCGCGAGUCGCUUUGUAUCA
Piliocolobus tephrosceles (Ugandan red Colobus) is the source of this 990-nucleotide messenger RNA. It is a transcript of the gene NKX6-2, whose product is annotated as NK6 homeobox 2. The transcript has 3 exons. Bases 80 to 913 code for a protein of 277 amino acids. NCBI's taxonomy places the organism in Eukaryota, Metazoa, Chordata, Mammalia, Primates, Cercopithecidae. Gene Ontology annotation, biological process: cell differentiation; regulation of transcription by RNA polymerase II. Gene Ontology annotation, molecular function: DNA-binding transcription factor activity, RNA polymerase II-specific; RNA polymerase II cis-regulatory region sequence-specific DNA binding. The record is from RefSeq and is a predicted model, not a curated record. Gene Ontology annotation, cellular component: nucleus.